UGCGCGUCGUUCUCUUGGGGGCUGAACUGCGCGUUCGCAUUUUCCUGUAUUAACAUCGACUAUUAGAAACUGCGGCUUGAUCAUAUCGAGGCUGCGAACAAAGAACAACUCCUGUCCGCGGAAAGCCAGUCAGUUCCACCUUAAAUAUCGUUUGCGUCGGUGGCGGAGAUCGAGGCGCCAUCUUCAGUCCACCUUAAGCGCACAAUGUGGCCGACGAACGCAAGCGAACCAGUUAGGCUUCCGUCCUCAUUCUCCAGCCGGGGAUCGCACUCCGGUUUCCAGCUUUGACACAGCGUCACUUGUGAAACAAGAGAGGGGGAAGAAGACGCACACGGCCCGAACCCCAUCAGCACCACCAGGAGAAGAUGUCCGAGCCCAAUAAGUACCGAGAGUGGAUCCUAGAAACAAUCGACUCCCUCCGCUCCAGGAAAGCCCGUCCAGAUCUAGAGAGGAUUUGUCGAAUGGUCCGGAGACGACACGGGUCAGACCCGGACCGAACCAGAACCGAACUGGAAAAACUGAUCCAAGAGCAGACGGUGCUCAAAGUUAGCUACAAAGGGUCCAUAUCGUACCGAAACGCGGCGAAGGUGCAGAGGAAAAGCAGAAAGAGGAGUGAGUUCACGGCCGCCGGCGGCAGCGGCGCGGAGACGGCGGCGGAGCGGAGCAAACACGACCCUCUGAACAACAACGGCGACAGCACGCACAGCUUCACGGACCAGGAGGAGGGAGAGGAGAACUCCGAGCCCAGCCCGGACCCCCGCGCUCCCACAUCAGCGAGCCCCGCCGGCCAGAAGCCCAAGCCUGCCUCCAGCCCGAGUAGCGGAAACGGGUGCCUCGGCGGCGGCGCAACGACGGGCUGCGCGGUCGGGAGCAGUAAAGACAAGAAAGCAAGUGCGCCAAGAGACGCGGCGUCGGGACAGCGGGCGCACGGGGACGGUGCGCCUCCGAGGACGAGCGCGCACGACGCCGGCGACGGCGGCAGGGACACGCUGAACAAAGCCGCCGCGGUCGGCGGAGCGGCGGAGUGCGGCGCGUCCGGAGCGGACGCGCGCGUCCAAACUUGCUGUGGAAGCGUCGACAGCCUCCCGCAGCAGCAGCGGCACAGGCAGGCGGCGCCCCCGAAGCCCAAACUUCGAGUCGGAGGGGACGGCAUCAGAGCGGCGCGCAAGCACGCGACCUCGGACCUGGGCGACAAAUUGGUGGCGUCUGUUCGCAGCCUGUCCGAGCGCAGCCUGAGAGGCGGCUCCGCCGCCGCGAGCAGAGGCCACAUGAAGCCGCUCGGGCUGAAGGAGAUUUUGGGCUAUCUGAGCAGCCAGGAGCGGCUGUCGGACGAGACGCUGACCCGCGGUAAAGUCAAAGUGGUCAUGGAGAGAGAGGUGGCGAAGGGCAGGCUGCGCAGGACGCGCUGCGGGAACAUCACUCUCCCCCUGAGGGGGAUGGUGGUGGAGGAGCCGGUGCCGAAGGACGCGUCCGCUGACAGACUUGUGAGGAGCGCACUGCAGGACAAGCCCGGUGGGAAAAAGCCGCCGUCCCCCUCAGUCCAGGAGAAUGAGCCAAUGGAAACAGAAAGCAAAGAACAAGAAGAGGGAAGAGAAGAGAAUGAGGAAGAGGAGGAUCCCCAGAGUUCUGAUGAGGAGGGAGGACCGUCUCUGGUAGCCAUGACAACAGAACCAGAGCUCAUUGACAAAAGCACAGAAGAUGCUGGGAUCCAGGCAGCAUCAAAGCAAGAGAGCCCCCACCAGCAGCAGCAGGAUGCUAUAGGGCCGGACUCCUCCGCCCCAGCGCCGCGUGCGCCUGCUCAGGGAGCUUCACCCUCACACUGUCGCGAUGGACACGUGGAGGAGAGAGCUGCUGAGCCUGAUCAGAUACACACGGCGGCACAAAAUCCGGUGCAGCCGGACAGGAUCAGCCCCACAUCCCCAACAUUAAAUGGCCUGGAGUGUAAGAGUGAGGUGGGUGUCGCGUCCUGCCUGCUCACGCCCACGGCCUCCCCGAGAGACUCAGGUCUGUCUGAGGAACGGACAAUAAAUGGAGGAAUUAGUGGAGAGUUUGUGAAGUCUGAGGGGGCCAGUGGGAGCCCAGUGGACUGGACGGUGUCUGACGUGGUCAGUUACUUCACUGCAGCAGGGUUCCCUGAGCAGGCCGCUGCCUUCAGGACCCAGGAAAUCGAUGGCAAGUCCCUUCUCCUCAUGCAGCGUAACGAUGUUUUGACUGGUCUGUCAAUCAGGCUCGGCCCCGCCCUCAAGAUUUAUGAGCGCCAUGUAAAGGUUCUGCAGAAAACACACUUUGAGGAUGACGACUGCUAGCAAAACACACAAGACUGUUUUUUUGUAUCUAUAUAAAAGUGAAGUAAUAAUGUAAAAAUGCAUGCAUGAUAUACGGUGCACCUCACUGCCCAUCUCAUGAUACACACACACACACACACACACCACACACACACACACACACACACACACACACACACACACACACACACACACACACACACACACACACACACACACACAUGCACGCACGCACACACACAUACACACUUCUUCCUGGGCCUCUGCAACUGCUGCAUAAACACACAGAAAAGACCAGGCUUCAUGGACAAAAAGGAUUUUUUACCAAAAAUAGCACAAGUGACAAAGGCAGAAAACGGACACAUCAGGUUUUAAGAUGCAGAGGUUCAAAACCAUCAGGCAAUUUCUUUUUUUUAUUUACUGCUAUUAUGCACUUUGGAACUUUCCUACUUAAACUGUGCAAGAUAAUUUGUUUGAUCUGCUCCACGCUGACCUUUAUGCACAUUUUGUAAGAGGCUGUAGUUUUGCUGUGAAAUGUUGGGUAUUUAUUUACUUUUUAGGGGCUGUGCGAUGAGGGCUUCUUGCUGUGGGUGUGUGUCUGUUGAUAUGCACAUGGAGAGAGCAUAUGGGAGAAAAGAGUAAUAUGUUGGUCAGAUUUAUAAUGCUCGCACGUGUGGGUCACCUACAGUAUGUAGUCCAUAAUAAAUGGUGGCCUGAGUAGAGGAAGGCCUGGUUGUGUAGUAGACUAGCAAGUGGUUGGUGUUGUGUAGCUUGUUUGUUUCGAACAUAGUUUCAGAUAGAAAUCUGUCACUUAAACCUGCUUGUAAAUGCUUUAAACCUAUUUACUUCACCGCGAGGAGCCAGUUUCACAAAGGUCCAUUAAAACUAACUAACAGCAGACUUUGCUGUAAGCUGUGGCGACAUUCCUACAAUAUGUCAGGAUUUAUUUCCUAUUACCAAUUCAGAAUGUGUCAGUAAUGUCUUGGAUAGUCUCAAACUAUUUAUUUAAAGAGACUAAUCGCACCUUUAGAAAUUAGGAACUGUCUUGUAGUGAUGUGAACAUUGGGUUCCUAAAAUACGUGUAACGCUGUCCAAUCAAAAUCAACCGGCGCUGUAAACAGGAUGUCACUGUGGCAUAACUAACAAACAAUCUUAGAACUCUGUAUAGAUGUGUAUUGUAUGAAUAUUUUGUCACAGCUAUAUGAAGUGCAACCAUUUUAAUUUAUUUCUGUGUAGAGCCGCCUUUUAAACAGCUGCUACAGGUUCAUUUCUUCAGCUGGCUGAGACCAAUAUCUUUGUGAAACCAGCUCCAGCAUAGGCUCCAGAAAGGUGGACCCAAACCACCAAACUGAACAAUCAACUCUCAACUGUAUAUAAUGAAGUAAUUAUGUAAAUAUUUGAAAGCAUAUUCCAUUUAUUGCAUUAACCAUUUGUAAAUGAUCAGAACAGUAUCUAACAGAAAGAUGUUAUCGCAGGGUAAAGCUGAGUCAAUCAAUCAAAUAACCUCAUACCACCAGCACUUUUUAACUGUUUAAUGGUCAACCUGUAGAAACCAAAUGAUAUAAAACUGUGUCACAGCUCAUUGCACCCCCCCUCCCCCGAGCAAACUACAUUCAUGAAAUUAUUAUUGCUAGUUCUUCAUCAUGGAAGUGUUUUUAUUUUGUCUUUUUGUUGCAUUUUUAAUUGUUUUCAGUUGAUUCUUCACAUAAUGAUUUCACGUUUAAGUGGAUUCCUCUUUCUUCAGACCUUCUCUACCUCUCUCCACUUGUUCAUCAUCUCCUCCUUCCUUCAUUUGAUGUCAUGAGUUUCCAUGGGGCAGUGUACAGCUGCGCCUGUGCCCUUGUUGCUUGCCUCUUAUUAUUUGUUAAAGGACAUUUUUAGUAAUAAAACAUUAACUUAAAACACCACAA
Messenger RNA from Betta splendens (Siamese fighting fish), 4195 nucleotides. It is a transcript of the gene samd1b, whose product is annotated as sterile alpha motif domain containing 1b. The transcript is spliced from 7 exons. Gene Ontology annotation, molecular function: DNA binding; protein binding. The record is from RefSeq and is a predicted model, not a curated record. Lineage: Eukaryota; Metazoa; Chordata; Actinopteri; Anabantiformes; Osphronemidae. The coding region runs from base 366 to 2306 and encodes 646 amino acids.